Molecule: messenger RNA, 639 nt
Organism: Racocetra fulgida
Lineage: Eukaryota; Fungi; Glomeromycota; Glomeromycetes; Diversisporales; Gigasporaceae
Source: the annotation of a GenBank genome assembly
GGCUCUGAUUAUGAACUUGCUCGAAGUUGGAAGAAGGAAACUAAACCCGUCAGUGGACCGUCGGUUCAUAUUCGCAAAGUCAAGGCGGAUAACUCAUUGAUCGGGAUCAAUAAUGGAUCUUUCGACGUUAAGAAAGAAGAUCAUUCAUCGGAUCAAGACUACACGGAGAAACCCAAGAGAGUAAAACUAAAAAAAAAACGAUCACGUAUAAAAGUGAGUGAUGGUAUGGAUAAUGGUGUCAUCGAUCCAUUUGUAGAAACUUCAAAGGCACCAAAUCUAGAAUAUACUACUUCGCAUGAAAUUACACCAAACACAUCCCAACAAUCCCUGACACCAUCAGAAAUUUUAGAAGAUAUUGCUACUUCGCGUGAAAACACACCAUGUCCAGUUAUCCAAUCAACCCAACGAUCAUUAUUGGAUACUAUUUCUACUUCGCAAGAUACACCACAAACUAUUGAAGAAGGAAUCUACACAGAAAUAAAAAAUCUGUUACAAGCGAAAGACCGACCUAUUUUGCCAGAAACUUUGAUUAAGAAGUUGGAUACGAUAUUCGAAACAGAAUACACAGAGAUAGAAUCAAAAAUCAAUUUGGAAACAGUUAUCAACGGUGACAAAUAUACAGAAGAAGCAAGACCGUGA